This is a messenger RNA of Nycticebus coucang (slow loris), 3069 nucleotides long. RefSeq names its product protein phosphatase 1 regulatory subunit 15B-like. Gene Ontology annotation, molecular function: protein phosphatase regulator activity. Gene Ontology annotation, cellular component: endoplasmic reticulum; protein phosphatase type 1 complex. The record is from RefSeq and is a predicted model, not a curated record. Gene Ontology annotation, biological process: response to endoplasmic reticulum stress. NCBI's taxonomy places the organism in Eukaryota, Metazoa, Chordata, Mammalia, Primates, Lorisidae.
AUGGAGCCCGGGACUGGCGGAUCGCGGAAAUGGUCCGCUCCUCCGGCGGGCUCCCAGUCCUGGCUGCCUUUCUUUUUUUCUAGGCGAUCGCUUCCAGCCUCUUUCAAAUUCCCUACACCUUCUGACCCAGAAAAUUUCAGGGACACUACCCUGCUUUCCUCUGCUCAGCCCGAGGCUCGGACCCGCUACCGGACCAAGCGGCUUUCCCAGCUCCUUGCGCCGCUCCCCAGCUUGCUUCAGAAGCUGCUGAUUUGGAGUCACAUCCAAAUUAGAGGGCCGAUUCCGACAAGAUGGCUAGAUUUUUCUGGAGGCUACAGCGCUCUGAGAGUCCUGAAAGGACGGAAAGAAGCAGCCGAUCCCACAGCGGAGAAAUCUUUGAGUUCGCUGCGGUUCAACUCAUCAGACUGCUCAGUUGCCAGUCCCCUUGAUUGGCUAGAGGAGGGGAUCUGCUGGCAGUGCGCGUCCUCGCACCUAGAAUUGGACCUUAAAACCAGGGGAAGUACUUUGGACCGUGCAGUACACGUGCUUCUUUUAGAGCAGCAGCAGCAUAAAGUAGAGCUGUUGCCGAGUGGCGUUCAGUCCCAUAUGUACUCCUACCAGGAACUUGGUGGCUCUUCACCCUCCGGCCCUCUCGGCGUUCAGCGCUUAGGCAAUUUCAACGUAGUCUCCUAUUUGCUGAACUCCACCUACCUGGACCGCCUUCCCCAGCUGGAGCUCAGCUAUCAGAACCGCGUUGGAAGUGGCCAGCUAGUUGAUUUCCAGGAACUAACUCCGGAGUAUAGCUGCCUGAUUGAGGACGAUUGUCAUCCCCAGCCACUGAAUGCAGAGAUAUCUCCAGCCACAUGGCAGGAAUGUCCACCACUUUCUAGAGAAGGCCUGCCAGAAAUUCACCAUCUUCGCAUGAAACGGCUGGAAUUCCUUCAGCAGGCUAGCAAAGGGCAGGAGUUACCCACCCCUGACCAAGAUAAUGGCUACCACAGCCUGGAGGAGGAACACAGCCUUCUCCGGAUGGAUCUGAAACACUGCAGAGAUAAUACAACACAGUUUGUUCCCCCUGCUGGAGCCAUUCCAGGAGCCACCCACGAACUUACUGAAGAAAAAAUUGAAUUGUUGACUAGAGAGAUUCCACUUGCUUUGGAAAAACAAAGCCCAUUGGAGACCUGUCCUUCUUGUGAGGUACCUAUGGUAAACGAGCCUAGACAGGACCAAAUUAGUGUAGUUGACUACUCCUGCAAAGAUGACCUUCCCAUUUCUGCCAGACCAGCUUGUAGUAACAAACUGAUAGAUUAUAUUUUGGGAGGUGUGUCCAGUGACCUGGAAACAAGUUCUGAUUCCGAAGGUGAGGGUUGGGAUGAGGAAGCUGAGGAUGAUGGUUUUGAUAGUGAUAGCUCCCUGCCAGCAUCAGACCUUGAACAAGACUCUGAAGGGCUUCACCUUUGGAACUCCUUUUACAGUGUAGAUCCUUAUAAUCCCCAAAACUUUACAGCAACAAUGCAGACUGCUGCCAAAAUUGUUUCUGAAGACCUUUCUGAUUCAGAGAAUGAUUUAUCUGAUAGGUCUGACCUAGAGAAUUCUUCCCAGACCAGAAGCCUGACCAAGCCUCCUGAGAUCCUUGACCAUAAUUAUGGGGAGGAAGAUGAUUGGGAAUCUAGUGCAGAUGAAGCAGAGAGUCUCAAACUUUGGAACUCUUUCUGUAAUUCUGAUGACCCCUACAACCUUUUAAAUUUUAAGGCUCCUUUUCAAACAUCAGGGAAAAAUUGGAAAGGCUCUUGUGACACAAAGAGACUAUAGGAGUCCAUUGUGGCCAUUUCUGAUUCUUGCUCCUUACUUUCUUGUAAAGUGCAACUGUUAGGAAACCAAGAAAGUGGAUGUCCAGACUUGGUACAGCAUGAGGUUCUUUCUGGAGAAAGACACACACAUAUCAAAAGAAAAAAGGUAACCUUUCUUGAAGAAGUUACUGAGUAUUAUAUAAGUGGCGAUGAGGAUCGCAAAGGACCAUGGGAAGAAUUUGCAAGGGAUGGAUGCAGGUUCCAGAAACGAAUUCAAGAAACAGAAGAUGCUAUUGAAUAUUGCUUGACAUUUGAGCACAGAGAAAGAGUAUAUAAUAGACUCCAAUGCUUCAGAGGACUUCAUGUUUUUGAGCAAUGUUAAGAUCAGUUACAUAUGACAGCCUGUUGCCCUAACAUACACUACCUCUUACUUGAGAGGUUUCUUUUAAAAACAAAUAUUGGCAGCUGUCCUUUGACCUUUUUUUUAGAGGAAAUGUAACUUGGAUCCAGUGAUCUGAUUUUUUUUGGGGGGGGGCAACAUAUCCCACAUAGAAACAUUCAGGUUUGAAGUCAUUCCUGAUGAAGAAAAAGAUAGUUUUUUUUUAUUGUUUGUUUUAAAUGACCUUUACUUGCUUAGAGUUGUCCUUUUGCACUUUCAAAACUUAAUUGUCUUGGAAAUAAUAUUUAUAGGGCUUAAAGCCCGUUUUAGUCUUAGUUUAAAUUACAUAUGCCUGUCUGAAAACUGUGCUCUUUCUUGUUUGAAAUCAGUGCGCUUCUGUUUUUCUAUAUUUUUAAUUUCCGUGCUUAAACCUACCUCCCUUAUAUUGAAAAAAAUAAUCUUAUAUAUGCUACUAACUUAAAGUACAUUAUCUUGUGUCAGUUAUUUUUCCUUAUAAAAAUGGCUUUGGUUAAAAAUGUGUGGUAGAUUUUUAUUUCUUUGUUAGGUUCUACCUAAGAUGUUUCCAUGGACUGCCACAAAAAUCUUUGCUACUUUGGGAAAGCUAUAUCUGUCUGCCAAAUAUUAACACCUAAUAUAUUCAAUUUCUGGGCAAAUUGUUCUUUGGAGACGGUUCUAUAUAUGUUAUGGUUCCGCGUUGAAUGUGUUUCUUUGUACCUUAUAACAGGUAGAAAUUCCAAAACAUCUAGAAAGUAAUAAUUGUAUCAUAGGCAUUUAUUUUUUUUAAACAAAAGCCUAGUGUUUUCCUAGUAGGAUGUCAGGAGACAUCUCAGAGUAAUUUGGUUUUGUUGUGUAUGCUCUCAACAUAAAACCAGUGUUAUUAAAAAAAUAAAUAAAUAAAUA